UGAUUAUUCACUCCCUACUAAAAUUUGUUGUGUCCCCAAAAGGCAUAACAAUCAUCUCAAAACUGACUACACCGUGAUGAAGUUAAUGUCAAUGCUACCAGUUCAUACGCUAAUUGUAUAAUUGGGAAAUUCAAUUGCGAGAAAGUGAUGAUUGCUUUCAUAUUAACUGGUUAACGCUUUGCAAAGACUUGGACUCGACAUUAAUCGUUCAUCCAGGUGUUAGAACUUCAUCAACGGAACUGAAAAAUACCUGCUAUUUGGAAUAUUAUCAAAUAUAUAAUAUCAUAUGCCAUAAUACAUCCAAAUCAAGUAGAAAUGAAAGUUCUUGAUAUCUCGUAUGUGAAUUGAGUAGAGAAUAUUCAGGAAAUAUAUGGUAGUAUGGAAAUGUAUGACUUGGGCGCCACUUUCAAACGGAUGAAAAAUGCAAAAAAAUGGUUCUGAAAAGUCAGUGUGCGAGCUCUGUUCCGUUUUCCACGUUCCUAACGUAGAAAGGGGUUAACUGUCUCGAUGGGAUCCUCAGGAAGACUUGCCAAAAGACCUAUGGAAAAAUAAACAGCAGGGAAAAGUUGGAAAAUAGCGACUUAACUCGCGCACUCACUGCCAUGUGUUAUAUUCACCUCGAAAUAUCUAGGAUACAAAUCCUGACGACUCACCUUUAUAAAACUCUAUCGUUUCUUCUAUAUCUCAAGGUAAAUUCAGUGUUGCGUAACAGUAUUUCUGAAUGUCAUAUACAUCAGUGUGUGAAGUAAUUCGAAAAUGUACAACUUUAGGUCAAGAUUCCUCUCGUUUCUUCGGAUGGCGAAUCAUCAUUCUCUGAAUGGUUUUUCUAAACAUUCUAGUCACCAGUAUAUUCAUUAUAUUAUCGAACAAACAAUCGAUAAUCAUAAUCAUUAAUUUCUCAUUUGAUACUCUACACGUGACAAUUAUUUACCAACUCGUAGCUUGAAUAUCAUAUAUUUCAGACACAAAAAGGAAGAAAUCGUGUGAGUUACUAUGAGAUUUAGAACAACAUCCUAAUCCGUUGAGUCACCGCGCUUUUGAAGCAUCGCUCUCAACCUACAGUAGAUUCUCUAAUGUGAUGCAUAAACGUAAAUCUCUCAUGAUCGGAAUACUCAAAAGUUGACGAAAAAAGUGAUGAAAUAUUGCCGACGUUUAACUUGAUAGGAAAAAAGGAAGACAUCUAACUCGAAGUUCUCAUUUGGUUAGUAAAACCCAGAGAAUGAGAUUUGGUCACAGAAUCUCAGCAGGGUAUUUUAUUCAGCGCGGAUAAAGGAUUUGAAUUUCAUUUGGAUAUUUCCAUUCUAUAGUACCUCAACUUCUUUCAAAAGCGAGAUGUGUAGCCCAAGAAGCAAAAAAGAUGAGAAAUAUGUCUUCUGGAUUUUGAUGAUCUAAGAUCUGGAAUCCCUGGUAUGCAUUGGAAAUUUAAGCUGAAAAAUGAUUAAUUUUUUGCGAUUGUAUGCAAACUUGAUUAUCUUUGUAAAUCUCAUAUAAGUUUAAUUUUAAAGCAUCUCUACGUGCAUAAAAUUCAAAAUUUUCCUCUAUCAAUGUGAUAGUACUGAUCAUUAUGUUUUAAUACAAACAAAAAUGUAGAAGGGAUAAUUUGAUACUAAAGUCUAUCAUUUUAAGUUUCCGAUGUAUCGUCCAUUUUUAUUAACAUAAUUGUAUUUUUACUGUUUACAUACAAAACAAAGAAACAAUGAUUGACUUGUUAGUGACCUCUUUAAUAUAUUCGGUAAUUUAUCGUCUUAUGAUAUAUUUGCUUCAUUUUAAGAUGGAAAUAAUUAUUGCAUUGCUUUUACUUGCAACCGCUCAUCAGCUAUUUCACUCCUAAAUCUGUAAGAAAAGAGGGUCCCAACAGCAGGCUACUCUUUAUAUACCCACUCUAUCGACCUCAGCGAUAUCUCCAUGGCACGUUGCCGCUCAGCUGAAUAGUUUUACCGUACCCCAGUCACGUCCUGAAACAACUUAUAAUUGACCAAACGUUUGCCAGUGGCAGUUCUUGUUCCACGUUCUUCGUGCCGCGAAUCGACGAAAACCUAGUACUACGUACCUGAAUACGUAGCUAGAAAGCGUCGCGUAGCUGCAAUUUCCUCAAACAAAACCCAGACGAUUUUAAGAAUAGCAGCGGAGAGAAGUUUCUAUGUUGACUCUUUUAUCAUUCCUAAAAUUGCUUAUCGAAUUGUUAUUUCGCGACAAAUUUAACCUACCCAGUCGUCUAAUUCAUUUAUCGUAAUCUAUGUAUUUACAUCAAAUUCCGAGACAGAUCUAUUCAAUUUGCAGAUGUGGGUAGGAAGUAUGAAUACUUCUCUAAAAUAGAUGAAUAUUUGGCAAAAAUAUUUUUUUUUCUCAAUGUAAGCCAUUGUUUCACCCCAAUCUUAAUACAUGCAUAUAUGAUUAGUAAAGAAAUUGAUCGAAGAAAUAUAGAAACAAUUGGAAGCUAAUCAGCGCGGAAAGCUGCGGAAUCACAUUUCUGAUCCUGAUAAAAAAAACUGUUAAUACUAGACAAGUGUAAGCAGCUCAUCUCAAUCGGACUGACCAGUCAUAUUAUGAAACCCCUGCAGCGAUAAAAUAAAUUACUUAUCAUAAUGAGUAAUGGAUUAAUCCCAUUAUAUGACUAUUAAUUAUCAUCAUGACAGUGUAUGCAUACCCGUGACAUAUAUAAGUGUGAGGUAACAAUGGUCAAAAAACUAUUAAAACUGCCAGCUAAAUUAAAUGCCUUUCAAAAUCAACCAUUACUAAGCCAAAAUCCACCUUUUGUGAAAAUCCUUUUAUUAUAUGAGAUAUUUUCUCCGAUCGUGAAAAUUUAUGUCAAAUAAUUAGCACAUGGUUAAAAGACUAACAUGGUGUUCAAAAACGGGAGAAGAGUCUACUGACGUUGAUCAUUGCAUAUCACUGUCGAACUAAUACCCAAAGGUUGAAUCGAGAGAGGGUUAUAAAGUUGAUUCUCAAGAAAGACACGAGGAUAUAUCGAUUGGAGUUGAAACAUUUGUCAACGUCAGAUGAACGUGACCCAACACGAGUGUAACCAUGUUUAAACUGAUUCAUCUGAUUUUAUGUGUGAAGACUUUCUCUAAUGAUAUUGGUACGUACUUCCCAGUGAAGUGAAGGGCAUUAACCCUCUUGCCGCGAUUUGAUUAUUACCACUCUACGACAACGACUGGAAACCGCAUACUCACUUCGUGCCGUACAACUUUGGGAUUGGCUCAUCUCUAAUCAGGGGGCCCAGUACAUCUCCGUGUUCUUUCUACGUUAGAGAGUUAAAAAUCACUGACAACAAGUAUCAAUAAUUCGUGACUGAAUAUACCUAUGACAACACAAGCGCAAUCACAGGCACUAACUUGUAUAGCAAAAACCGGAGCCAGCAGCUCUGUUGUAGAGCACCAUCCAAAUUCUUAUUGGGAACAACCAUUUAGUCAGCCAUAUUUUGAUAAUACGACGAGGCGAGAAACCACAACAACUGUUGGCCAAUCAGCUUAUCUUUAUUGCAGAGUCCGCAACCUGGGAGAUCGUGCUGUAUCAUGGAUACGGAAAAGAGAUCUGCACAUCCUGACUGUUGGUAUAUUGACGUACACCAAUGAUCAACGAUUUCAAGCGAUGCACAGUGAUGGCAGUGACGAAUGGACAUUGAAAGUAACAUCGCCGCAGGUGCGGGACAGUGGAACAUAUGAAUGCCAAGUAUCGACGGAACCGAAAAUCAGCCAGGCUUACAAAUUGAGUGUAGUUGUAUCCAAAGCUGAAAUUUCAGGCAAUGCAGAGUUAUAUAUUAAGAGCGGCAGCGACAUAAACCUCACUUGCACAGUACUUCAAACACCUGAGCCACCGUCCUUCAUUUACUGGUACAGAGGUGACCACGUUAUUAACUACAGUCAACGUGGUGGUAUAAGUGUUGUAACAGAGAAGCAAACCAGGACUUCCCGUCUGUUGAUUUCACGAGCGCUCCCAGCUGAUUCUGGGAAUUAUACUUGUGCUCCUUCGACAGCUGAAUCUGCCAGUGUUCUGGUCCACGUGCUAAACGGUGAACAUCCAGCAGCAAUGCAACAUGGUAAUUCGAGUAACAGCGGUGCAGCGACGCGAACAUUGGCAUUACUAUUGCUGUUUCUACAUGCCGGAUCGUUUGCAAGGUGACUGAUCGAUUAUGAACAGUAAGCACUUUUCCAACUGAGUCACUGAGCGGACCGUGAUUGCCUGCCCUCCUCUAAACAAUUUCCAUAUAUAUAUAUAUAUAUAUCUUCCCCCUCGCUCCAACUAUUUUCCAACUCUUAUACCUGACUGAUUAAUUCACGGGAUUAUCUAUAGUACCCCAUUUUCGAUAACGAAAUUAGUGAAUUAUUAGAGUUGCUGUGAAAGUGAGAUUCAUUUGGAGGACAGUGCGCGGUUACUCUUGCCCGAAGCGCAUUAUCUAUGGAUAUCAAUGUGCGUAUAGUUGAAGGAUAAUAACUCAAUUAAUAUCCUUGAGUAAGACUUUUCGCGGUACAUCUGGUGUCAUUGCAAUCUCUGGCUACAAUAACACCUAUUCAUAUAUUCAUAUCACAUUCUUGAUCUUCUAUAUAAUGGUAAAGGUGUUGAGGGGUGGAAUAUCUCUGAUAAAUGUGCACAACUCGAUUCAAUCUCAAGUUUAAUUGUAUUGUUUUUCUCAUAAUAAUAGCACUUUGUAUAGAGGCCCUCAUUAUUGAAAAAUAAUCUAGUUAGAAUACAUGUACGACGGGAUAUGGUAACUCGUGUCAUUGACAGCCCUUAGGUUCGCCUCGAACCGUUGACUUCAUAUUCAUUACCACCUAGUGGCAUAUGUUUCAGAGCUACGUUUUCCGUAAGUACUAUUAUAUUGAGCUACAACUGUGAUUUAUCCAUUUCCAUAAAGGUUAUAGCACAAACCAAAGACGAGUGAUGUAAUCUCAAGAAUCAAUCAAUACUUUUUUUACGAGUUUUCACGUGAAGCGUGCCUGAACAAUUAUUUUUUCGGACACGGUGACGAAAUAAUUAUUUUUAUGAAAAGUAGAUGAGAAUGAAUAUGAGUACAAUUUAAUCAAGAAAGUGAAGAAUGGCAUACAUCAAUCAUCAUUUGUCACUGAGAUUUUUCCAAUAUCUAAGAUGAUCCGUAGUCACUUCAUUCGUCAUAGUCAUUCCCGAAGGAUCGAUUGUCAUGGGGCUCGACAGCUCUCACGGAUGAGUUUAUAUGGUGCUAUUAAGCAUGACAAUGAAUAUGACGUGUGAUGAGAAAAUGGAGAAUUAUUUCAGCUCACCGAUUUCUAUCAUAUUGUUCUAUAUUUGCCAUCUCUUUUCACCUCUUUUAACCACCAAUUAUGAUUGAUGUUUGUCCUUGUCUCUGGUGUCAUUCUUUUAUCUCGUGGUUUUUCGUCCAGAUGUAACUUGUUAUAUUUUAUAUACAUAUAUUUUCAUUGUUCCGUACGCGCUGAAAACGUUGAUAUAGUCAUUUAUUAUUCAAUGGCCUUAGGUUUUACGAUCGUUUCCAUUUCGUAUAUUAUACAGAAAGAAGUUUUGAGCUUUUCAAGCUAAGGUUAUAUAGUUAGGCAUAUUUUUGUUGUUUCCUUCCGAUCAUAACUCGUCGUACCUUUUACUGUAUGGCAUAGAGCGUUUAAUUGUAAUUCUUUUCAUUUAACCAAAAUUUUAUGAUGGACGAGCUAUUCGACAAGUUACGAGAAUUAAUGGCCCCUGAUCAUCCGUUGUCGUUAUAGAGAGAAAAUUCGAUUUUCAUGUAUUAACUUCAUCAUUUUGUCGACAAAUUGAUCUUUGCACACAAUAGUCAGCCCUCAUAAAAAAGUACAAAUGAAAAGUACGGGGCUGAAAAAUGUCAAAUCAAUUAUGAUAAGUGACUAAAUCGAGUUUGCAAUGGCUAGAGACUUUAACACCAAACUCUACCAAACUAGGUGUACUAUUGUACAGUUGCUGACCUGACCAAUAAAAGAACCGAGAAAUAUAGAAGAAGAAGAAUGAAUCCCAGACACUAAACGUUGAUUCAUUAAAAAAUGUAAUCACUGAGUUUUGAAUGCUAGUGAAUAGAAAUGUGAACAUACCAGGUGCGUUUGUCGUGAAUAUUCAUUUGGCGAUGAACGCCGUAACGAGAGUGAGACUGAGUCCGUUAGUGCUUAUCCUUUGAUGCUUGUGGUUUGCGAGGGAGUUUACCCCAAUGGUUCUCUCUUAAUCCCACACGUUCAACUAACGUAUUAAUGAUCUGCUGACAUUGCCUCCUACCGUCCCUCCCACUCCUCUUUACUCCUACCGUUCCUUCCCCCACCACUGUUCCACAUAUCUACAUAUAUAUGUAUAUUAGAAUUGGUAAGUUGUAAUUAAUAGAAAUGUGGCUUUGAUAAUGUGAACUAUAAUAUAAUAUUGGGUUUAUACUUUGUAUGAUUAGUUCAUUGAUAACAAAAAUAUUUUUCUAUAGUCUAGAUAUAUUUUUUACCCAUGAUUUCAUUGAACUUUUAAAAAUUAUAUUAGUUUUGGAAAUACAUGUAUAUCCGUGAAUGGCUUUAUCAUUGAUAAAGUUGUAAGUUUACAUGGAUAUGUCUACUACUAACGUGUCUCUAUUACUGUACAUUUUUUAAACAUUUUUUAUGGUCAUGGCGUAACUUAAUUAUUAUUCAUCUAGAAUCGAAAUAACAACGCAUGUUCAUUUUACUUCAUUGACAACAGUAUCAUCGUAUACAAGUACCCCUUAUGUCUUAUACUGCAGGCACACAAAUUGGUUUUACUUUUAGCCAUAAUAAUCAACUGAUGGAGUAUAUUGCCCCACAACAGUAAUGAUCCCUCAAAAUUGUAAAUAAUUUCUAAUUAAACAGAAGAAGGUUUUUAAAAUUUUUUAAAAUAUAUCAUUUCGCCGACAAUUAUAGAAUAUCCUAAAGUACCCUCAGAUAAACACCGCCUAGAUUUUUUUCCUAAACUACCCACAAUAAUGAAACCAUAGACGUAUCCACGUAAAAAAAAUGUUAUGCUGUGUCUCCAGUCAAUUAGUAAUAGAAUCAUACCUUUUAACUAUACAGUUGAUUUUUUUUCAUUCCAUGCAAUAACAUACUGAGCAUACCGAUUUUUUUUUUCUCAAGUUUUAUAAAUUUGGAGAAAACUAAACACUAAUCAUAACCGAUCACAUAUUGAAUUUUUUUUUGGCACAUUCAUGGGAUUAAGCUUGAUAAAACGCAAUUUAAUAUCUUCUGGGUAAAUCACGAUUUUCAGGCCCAAUACCGUGAAAUAGUGUAUCUUAUGCCACGAUAAAAGUAUCAUCUGAUCUAUAUGGCUAUGAUAUUCGCUUGUGUUUUCAAUUAUAAAGCCACAGUCACCGCCUGAUACUUUCAUCACCUAAUGACAUAAUAUACUAUUUCAUGUGUAAAUAUUCUGCAAUCUGUAGAUGCAAAAUAUAGAGGUUGUACACCGAUAGAAAGGUGGGCUGCUUUAGUUGCAGUUACGGAUGUUUCUUACGCAUGACCUUAACUCGGUAAAUACUAACGAAUCGUCGUAAUAAUGGAGAAGCUCCGUUAACAUCAGCUCAACAUUUCUAUCAGUGUACAUAUUAUCAUGUAUGGAGAAAUUAGCCUACGAUUAUAUUUCUUUUAUCCAAGAUUCGCCUCAGGCUGAUGUUGGUGUUUUUUGAUUGUUUUACACGUGAGAAGGUUAAAGGAUAAGAAAAUCGCAGAACAUGAAAGAUUAAAAUAGUAAACAAAUGUAUGUAUUUGGCAUUGAAAACAACACAUUCAGGAAUGUCGUAAAUAUUUUUCUCUGAAGGAAAAAAAAGUCCAUAGAAAAUAGUCUUUUAAUGCCACGAAUGAAUGUAACAAGAUACUGAAAAAAUGAACGAAAAACAAAAUGCGACAACAAUGGAGAAAAUAAACAUAUAAAUGGGAAGAUGAAUGUUUUACUAAGAGGAAAAUCGCGUGACACGCUGACCUCAUUGUGAAUAUAAAUAUAUAGUGUAUCUUUUAAGUAUCCUAUUUAUAAACGUGAUACCAACAUACUGGCUGGAGUUUCACAUGUGUAUAACCGCAUCCAAGGAAAAUCACACAGUACAUGUACACGAUUAUCGGUAAAUCGAUCCAAUCUGAGCUUCAUAGUAUGUCACCGUAUUUCCCUCAUGUCUCUUCUCUGACGAACCCUGUAGAAAUAUUCAGAGAAGCGACACCUUCGUCACGAACAGUAGUGGAUGGCAUGCUCAUUGCAUCUUGGCCGACUCAUGUGUGGGAAGAAACAGUCGUGUUUUAUUAUUAUUAUUCUUUUAAUGUAUGGCAUAUGAUCAAAAUUCCAGGGGAAAGUUAUCAUAAAAAUGAGAAAAAAUCAUGGAUCACCGACUCAUUUUUGAGUUUUUAGCGUGUUAUUAUUGUAAUUUGGUUUCAUUAGACAGAAAAGACAGUAAAAUGACUAAUUAAUUCGUCUUUCUUAUGAUUUAAGCGGGGGCUAUAUGGCCAAUGAGAAAAAAUUCGGAAGAAUCAAGGAAUAUUUAUCAAAAAAAUACCCCGCAGAAGUUUGCCCAUGUUUUAUGCUGCCAUAAUGGAAGAAAAACCAAUUAUAGAGACGUUAAUACAUCACUGUAGAAACGUUGCUUACAUUCCAAUGCAGAUCACUAGGGUAUUUGCCGCGAAAAAAAAAUUACAUUUUAUUAGACCAUUCACGCUCUUAAGUGUCUGGUGCAAUCUGUAACGUGAAAUUAAAGAAGAAUAAGUGAACAAAAUGGAUGAUGCCAUAAGAUAAGGAAUGAGCGAUAGCAUUAUGUCAAUAAAAAUGAGUGUAUGAAAAUAAAUUGUUAGUUAGAAAAUAAUAAUAAGUAUUAUCAUGUAGCAAAUAUAAAAAGUAUAUCAACAUCGUGGAAUGUUGAAUUAUACAAUAUUGUGAAUGUAUAUAUAACAAGAUAUACUGAUUUUGUUGGAUCCAGUUGUAUCAGAAUUCGUAAACCAAGUAAAAAGACCCUAAAAUAUUGAGUAUUUGUCGGACAAAAAGGGAAUAUUAA
This is a messenger RNA of Diachasmimorpha longicaudata, 8950 nucleotides long. Its product is annotated as T-lymphocyte activation antigen CD86-like. The transcript has 7 exons. Lineage: Eukaryota; Metazoa; Arthropoda; Insecta; Hymenoptera; Braconidae. Gene Ontology annotation, biological process: synapse organization. Gene Ontology annotation, cellular component: neuron projection membrane. The record is from RefSeq and is a predicted model, not a curated record. The coding region runs from base 3307 to 4125 and encodes 272 amino acids.